This is a messenger RNA of Eimeria necatrix, 816 nucleotides long. Its product is annotated as GRA9 protein, putative. The record is from RefSeq and is a predicted model, not a curated record. The transcript is spliced from 3 exons. Bases 1 to 816 code for a protein of 271 amino acids. NCBI's taxonomy places the organism in Eukaryota, Apicomplexa, Conoidasida, Eucoccidiorida, Eimeriidae.
AUGGCUCCAUUGCGAGUGCAGUUUGCUUCUGUUGCUGCUCUGAUGGCAGCACACCUGUCCUUCGCGAAUUGCGAUGCAAAUGAACAACAGAGCAUUGUGGAAGCUGAAAAGCCAGAGUCUCCGGACAUGGGUGGAUUCUUUGGUGGCGGGUCGCUUGCAGAGCUGGAGAAGCUUUUCCAGCAGUCCAUGUCGUCUCUCUUCGGUGUGCUGGGCCCAAUGGGUGAUAUGAUGCAGCCAGUGGGGGCGGAUUUGUCGAUUUCCCCCCAGGAAGGUGACGAGCGGACAUGCCAAUUCCGAGUUAAGAUGGGUGACAACAGCGUCUCAAUGAACAGCGUCACGUUUGGAAUGGACUACAACGGGAAAUAUCUGUCGGCGAGUAUCCACCGUGAACAGACGCGCAAGGAGCACGGGGAGAAGAGCGAAAGCCUCUUCUCCCGCAGCUUCCAUGUUCGCAGUACGGUGCACUUGCCCGAAAGGUGCAUUGCGACUCCUGGGGUGCUUCUUGCAAGCCUGGCGGGAUAUAUGGUGAGCUCGAGCGGGUCGGAGGCCAUGGUUGUGUUCCCAUCCUCCGUGCUGUUGAGCGAGGGGGUCGAGAAGGGCUUGUUGCCGGACAACAUUGCAGAGAGUGUUUCGAGGGGGGACCAACGCAGCAUCAAGGAUCUGACGGCAUCUCAGCAGUGCCUUGCUGCGGGGUUCACCGAGGAGCAGUGCAACAAGUUGGGGAACAACAAGCCACAGGUGUCCUUGGUGAAACCCACGGAAGGCGGAUAUGUGCCCGUUCCCCGUUUCGAUGCUGAACUGGAUCUGCUGAUCUGA